Triticum turgidum subsp. durum (durum wheat) is the source of this 792-nucleotide messenger RNA. The record is from the annotation of a GenBank genome assembly. Lineage: Eukaryota; Viridiplantae; Streptophyta; Magnoliopsida; Poales; Poaceae.
AUGCGAACGGAAAGCGACGCCGCGGUCCAGUUCGGAAAGGCCCCUUUUCCCCGGGCCCUUUACGCGCAGCAAGCAGUCCAACUUUAUAAAUUAAUGUCGGCCCGGCCCCAACGACGCCACCCAAAAGGAAAUGGGACACGCAUAAAACAACAAGGACGCCAACAAAAUAACAAGAGCAGAAUUCUAUCCCCCGGAAGAACAGGCGGAGGGGAGGCGAGGAGAGGAGAACGACGAGAGCGAGGACCCGAUCCCCGCCGUGCCGUCUCCUCCGUGUUUCCGAUCGGUCGCCCGGUCCUCCCGCUAGAAAUGGCGCAAGAGAGUUGGAAAGAGGCAGAGGAUACGGGUGUCCACGCGCCCGAGGCUCCGAUAAUGUGCAUCAACAACUGUGGCUUCUUCGGCAACCGGAUGACCGAAAACAUGUGCUCGAAGUGUUACCGAGACACUGUCAAGGCCAAGAAGAUGGCCCUUCUAGUUGAGAACAAAACUGCCGCUGCUGUUGCAUCGUCACCCACACCAUUGGUGGCCGAGAUCAAGGAUGAAGCGUCUGCCUCAGCCAAAGAAGGAAAACAAGUAGCCGAGGAGGAGGCGCCGAAGCCACCGAGCAACCGCUGCCUGUCGUGCCGGAAGAAGGUCGGGCUGACGGGGUUCAAGUGCCGCUGCGGAGACACCUUCUGCUCGAUGCACCGCUACGCCGACGCGCACGAUUGCAAGUUCGACUACAAGCAGGCCGGCAGGGAGCAGAUCGCCCAGCAGAACCCCGUGGUCAAGGCUGACAAGGUCACCAGAUUCUGA